AUGAUUCCACCAACGUCUUCUCAGCAGCCAUUACUUCGAUGUUCACUGAUUGCGAUAGGUAUGGUAGUCUUCUUUGCGAGCCAAGUCAUAUUCAUGAAGUUUGAGGGAGCCUUGUCCAUCAUUAACAGCUUUCAGAGCGAGGGCGAGGAUAUAGACAUCGACCGAGAAGAGAGAGGAAUAUUUGACGAUACUGCCACCACAAACACCACCACAAACAACAACAAGUAUACCAUUGUGAUUGGCGAAAACGGAAAAGCUCCAACGACAAAUGGUAACGAUGAGGAUUCAUCGUCGUCAUUACCCUUGUGCACACGAGAACAAAUCCGAAAAGGUUCAUGGCAGGCAGUCGAACGACCACAAGGGGCAUCAUAUCUGGCCAAAGUGAAUUGGGAACAGACCUGUUGGAAAAAAGAAGAAACGGCAAUGGAAAAGAUUCCAGGGUUCCAAUAUGUGGAACAUCAAUGGGUCAUACCAAAAGAAUAUGGUUGCACAUUUCGACAGUUUGAUGCCGAACGACUAUGUCACAUACUUCAAAAUCGAACCAUCGCCUUUUUGGGCGACUCCUUGACUUUUCAGCAAUACAAUUCCCUCGCGUACUUGACGGAUGCCAGAGACAUUCUUCGGUUUCCGUCCAAAUGCUUUAGCCAAGGAUGCGCCAACACGACUUCUCGAUUGUAUUGGCUCCGUGACAAUCAAGCCACGGCAGAAAAGUGGACCACCAUGAUCCGCAACAUCAGUCCCGAAAUUGUGGUUCUCAAUCGGGGCGCCCACUACACUCCGACCAAUCAAAUGCUAACCGAACUGGAAGAUACUCUCGAAACCGCAUUGGAAUGGCAAAAGGAUUGCGAUGAAAAGGAACGAGACUGUGUCCUAUUGUGGCGAACGACGGCGCCAGGAUAUCCCGAUUGCCAACAAACUCCGGGACCGAUUACCAGUAUAGCUCAGGCCAAAGCGGCCAUUGGCAAUCAAACUUGGUACGAACAAGAAGAAUUUCGUCAACAGUUUCAUUGGUGGGAAUUUGAGGAACAAAACAGGCAAGUGGAAGAUCUCAUUCAACAAUUCAUUGCGAAAAAGGACUUGAGAAUAUCCUUCUUGGACUUUUAUGACUUGGCAAUCUUGAGACCGGAUCAUCACAUGAGUGAAAAGGACUGUUUGCAUUGGUGUCAACCUGGACCAAUGGAUGCGGCGAAUACUCUGCUAUUGCACGAAUUGGAAGUUGCUAGAGUACGAAAACUCGAGGGGAAGCAAUAA
This is a messenger RNA of Cylindrotheca closterium, 1251 nucleotides long. Lineage: Eukaryota; Bacillariophyta; Bacillariophyceae; Bacillariales; Bacillariaceae. The record is from the annotation of a GenBank genome assembly.